Molecule: messenger RNA, 913 nt
Organism: Solanum verrucosum
Lineage: Eukaryota; Viridiplantae; Streptophyta; Magnoliopsida; Solanales; Solanaceae
Product: light-harvesting complex-like protein OHP2, chloroplastic
Exons: 3
Coding region: 21-491 (156 amino acids)
Cellular component (GO): chloroplast thylakoid membrane
Source: RefSeq, a predicted model, not a curated record
UUAAAAAAAAAAUCAAGAAAAUGUCAGUGGCAUCAUCAUAUACAUUCCCUUGCAUUAAAUUCCAAAAUUACCCUUCUUAUUCAAUAAAGUCUGCAAUUCUUACUAUAAGAAAUUCUCAAGCUGAAGGUCCAAUUAGAAGACCAGUUGCUCCAUCACCACCUAAGCCUACUACUAUUCCACCACCAAUUAUUACUACUAGUGCCCCUCCUAAGCCUGUGACUGUCACAACUUCUGAGGGUAAAAAUGUAAUUACACUUGAAUUUCAGAGGCAAAAGGCUAAGGAACUUCAAGGAUACUUUAAACAGAAGAAACUUGAAGAAGCUAAUCAAGGCCCAUUCUUUGGUUUUAUUGCCAAGAAUGAAAUCUCUAAUGGAAGAUGGGCGAUGUUUGGUUUUGCUGUUGGGAUGUUGACAGAGUAUGCAACGGGUUCUGAUUUUGUCGAUCAAGUUAAGAUCCUUCUCUCCAAUUUUGGUGUUGUAGACCUUGAAUGAGACUUUUGCUGUAUAAUAUUUGUUUGAGCCACAAUUGUUGUAUCUUACAACUCCUUUUUACUUUUCAAGAAAUAUAUAUAUAUAUAUAUCAAGUCUGAUAAAGAUUCUCAUACUUGGGCUACAAAUUUUUUAUUUGGUUUCCCACUCGGUGUUCUGAGCCCACAUUAAAGCUCCGACUAAAUUCAAAUCGCGCACUACAUGGCCCAUUCAGGGGUAGCGCUCCCAACAUAAUUUUCUCCAUACCCAGGCUCAAACUUGAGACCUGGGUGAAGCACUUCCAACAGUUCACCAAGAUAUGUGACUGGACAUGCUUCUACCUCCAUCUCUUAUUCCAAGUUCUUUUUACUUUAAGCAUUUAUAAUUUUCGAUAUAAGGACCUUCUCUUUUUUUUUUUUUGAUAUAAAGACAUUUGUUUACCAUAU